Messenger RNA from Anopheles stephensi (Asian malaria mosquito), 3560 nucleotides. RefSeq names its product serine/threonine-protein kinase polo (gene polo). Bases 818 to 2542 code for a protein of 574 amino acids. Lineage: Eukaryota; Metazoa; Arthropoda; Insecta; Diptera; Culicidae. The record is from RefSeq and is a predicted model, not a curated record. Gene Ontology annotation, molecular function: protein serine/threonine kinase activity; protein binding; ATP binding. Gene Ontology annotation, cellular component: cytoplasm; nucleus; spindle pole. The transcript has 6 exons. Gene Ontology annotation, biological process: regulation of cytokinesis; mitotic cell cycle; protein phosphorylation.
GAGAUUUAAAUUCGUUCCUCAUAACUGCUGCUGAACUGUUUCCCGCAGAAAAGCGUGUGUUUGUGCGUCCUCCUUUUAUUUUUGCAAAGUUUUUUUUACAACUGUUCAGUGCAAGCGCUAGAAGGCACGAUCGCGUUGAUUGAAUUCCUUUCAACGCCGAAGACAGCGCGACAGUCAGGCAGAAAGGGACGGUUUGGACGUUUUGCAGAUCUUUUUGCCACCACCAUUCGAAAAGUAACGGCUGUGUCAACGUCUCAGCCGGGCGCGAAACUUGUUGUUGGGGGUCACUUCCUAUGUGUGUGCGGUCUGAAGGCGUCUCGCAGCACGUUGGUGCCGUUGUUUGCUUGGGAUCGCUUGGAAAACAUCUAAUUUCGCGACACUCGCUCGAUUGAUCAAAGAAAGCAUCGGUUUCUACGUAUUGUGUCUACGGGGAGUUUUUUAUGCGUUUCUCGUCCGUUCGUACAGUGAGGUAACAAACGCACGUACAGCGACCGCACUUGCAUGUGUAUUGGUGACAAAAAAGCGGUGGCCGAAAGGGAUCGAAAAGAACGCAAGAUAACGGGAAAGAAGAGAAUCACGGGAAGAGAGCGUUAACGAGUUCUUGCAGCGAAGGGUACGCAUCGGGUGGACAGGAUAUCUGCUAAAAGUUAAAAGUGCCGUGUUCGGACAACAAGGCGACCUUUCUUGUUAGCACCGCAAGCGAUUGAUAACUACCAUCGGCGCCGCAGCUUAGCGUGGUCAUUUUGUUUGUGGUUACUGUUGUUGAGUGUAUCGAAACGUAAGCGUUCGGCCCCGCUUUCGUCCGCCAGCAGCCAACAUGAGUAGUGUCGCAAAGCCCGACGAUAAAGCGGUAGACAUACCGGAGAAGCUGUAUGAUGCUGCCUCCAAGCGGACGUACCGGCGAAUGCGGUUCUUCGGCAAGGGUGGAUUCGCCAAGUGUUACGAGAUAGUGGAUGUGGCCACCGGUGAUGUGUUUGCCGGAAAGAUCGUCUCGAAGAAGCUGAUGAUGAAACACAACCAGAAGGAGAAAAUGACGCAGGAGAUUUCGAUCCAUCGCUCGUUGAACCACAAAAACAUCGUCGGCUUUCAUUCGUUCUUCGACGAUCCGCUCAACAUCUACAUUGUCCUGGAGCUGUGCAAGAAGCGGUCCAUGAUGGAGCUGCACAAGCGUCGAAAAAUAAUCACAGACUACGAAUGCCGGUACUACAUGCAUCAGGUCAUGACCGGUGUAAAGUAUCUGCACGACAAACAAAUCAUUCAUCGGGAUCUGAAGCUUGGCAAUCUGUUCCUGAACGACGAGCUGCACGUCAAGAUUGGCGAUUUUGGGCUGGCGACGAAGAUUGAGUUUGAGGGCGAACGGAAGAAGACGCUCUGCGGAACGCCAAACUACAUCGCGCCGGAAAUCCUGAACAAAAAGGGCCACAGUUACGAGGUGGACAUUUGGUCGAUCGGGUGCGUGAUGUACACGCUGCUCGUCGGUCAGCCGCCGUUCGAGACGAAGAGCCUGAAGGAUACGUACAAUCGGAUCCGCAAAUGUGACUACCGGUUGCCUCCUACCCUGCGUAAUACGGCGGCGGAAAUGAUCUGUGCGAUGCUGCAGUCGGACCCGUUGAAGCGACCCCGCAUUCAUAAGCUGUUUGAGUUUGAAUUUUUGGCCGGAAGUCACAUCCCGAACUCGCUGCCAAUCUCCUGCCUCACGAUGGCACCGCGAGCGGAUCAGUUGGAGCAGGCGGAACGUAUGAACAGGAAGCCACUCUCGGAAAUGAACGGUGGAGAUGACACCCGGUUCGAAUCAUCAUUCCUGAAGAACAAUCUGCACGAUGCCAUCACUGCCAGUGGCAUGAUUUCGCGCCACAACGAUACGUACCGUACGGACAUUGAAACGUUGCACCGCGAGCUAACGAAGCUGUUCCUGGCCAAACCGCCCCGGCUGGCUAACAACUUGGACGACGAAAACACGGAUCCCGCCGUUCAGCCACUGUUCUGGGUAUCGAAAUGGGUCGACUACAGUGACAAGUACGGGUUCGGAUAUCAGCUGAGCGACGAGGGCAUGGGUGUAAUGUUCAAUGACACCACCAAACUGAUUAUGCUUGCCAAUGGACACAACGUUCACUUCAUCGAUAAGGAGGGCCAAGAAUCGUACUGGGACGUGAACAAUUUCCCACCGCAUUUGGAGAAAAAGAUGAAGCUGCUUACCUACUUCAAGCGCUACAUGAUGGAGCAUCUGGUGAAGGCCGGUGCCGGUGUAAUGAACGUGGAAAGCGAUCAGAUAUCCCGUAUACCUCACAUGCACACCUGGUUCCGUACGCUGUGCGCCGUUGUAAUGCAUCUAACAAAUGGCACCGUCCAGCUUAACUUUUCCGAUCAUCAAAAAAUUAUUCUCUGCCCACUGAUGCGUGCCGUGACGCUGAUGGACAACAACAAAAACUUCCGUACGUACCGGUUCCAAACCAUCAUAGAGCAGGGCUGCUCGAACGAUCUGUACACCAAGAUACGGUACGCUCACGAAAAGAUAAAGAAAUUGCUGGAAAAGCUUUCCUAAUUGCGCAUCGUGGCGUGUAUUCGUUACGUACGUACGGGUGCGCGCGUAACCAGGAACAUCCUUUUUUUUUCUUUUCUUUGCUAAGAAGCGCAAUUCUACGGCGAUUAAAGUGCAGCACAAAGGGAGCAAGAGAGGGAGAGCGAGAGAGAGAGAGAGAGAAAAUGAGAGAAAGAAACGUUAUUUGUUUUUUUUUUUUGUAUUGCAAAUAGGACACGAUAGGAAUUUUAAUCCAUUAACAAACACAGCAAUGAUCUGCACUCCUUUACACAUUAGCGUUACGAGCGGCAAGAUUCGUUCGAUAACACUACGUGGCCUGUCGAGCGGCUACGUUUUGUUAAAUCCAUCUACAAUCUUUAAUACGGUUUGCUUUUGCAACAACUUAUUUCGCUAUACCGUUUUUUUUUUUCAUCGAUAUAUGAUAAGCCCCACAAGAAUGCGCCGUUCGUGCCACCACUACUCUCUAUUCUGUGCCGUUUGUCCGUUUAAAAGCUGGAGAGAAGAGAUUGUAUAGUAAAAAAAAAAUCCAUUUCCGUUCAAUUGUACUUGUUUUAGUUUAAGCCAACCGUGUUGAACCAACCCGUGUGGAGUUCCCGGUUGCGCCGUGUAGUAAUUGUGUGAAUCGUUUAGUGUGCGUCCGCGAGUUGGGUAGUUAGUGGAGCAGAAGGCGUAGCGUAACGGUACAAUUUGAAGUAUUAAGAUUUUGGAAGGGAUUAGAGCUAAGGGUAGCAUCACUGCCGAAAAGUACGCGCAUUCACAAUCAAUUCCAACACGUAAAUAUAAAUACAUCCAACCCCAAAACCGUUACACGUUCAGGAUGGUAACACCAUGCGCCCUCCCCAAGCAACAAAUCCCUGUUUCUCGUCGGUCUCUGGUUCCGGUGAAAGCUGGUUUAGAAAAAUUGGGAAACUGCCAUACGAUAAUACUCUGUCGACUUCACGAAACAGCAAGUCCCCGUGCCUUUACGGACGAAUGCUUACAUCGAUUAAACGAGACCGAAUAGAAUGGACAAUAGAAUAGA